Molecule: messenger RNA, 577 nt
Organism: Protomyces lactucae-debilis
Lineage: Eukaryota; Fungi; Ascomycota; Taphrinomycetes; Taphrinales; Protomycetaceae
Exons: 1
Coding region: 77-526 (149 amino acids)
Source: RefSeq, a predicted model, not a curated record
ACCAGAAAGGGUCCAGCUCGGCAGCCAAGGCUCAACAACCGUGGUGAAACAAAAGCAGAGGCCCGGGCAAGAAGACAUGCAGCGAAAGCUAUCAGGAAGGCCUCUAAGAAGGCCUUUCAAGCCGAACAAAGAGUAUGAAGCCCUCUUCUUGAAUUUGCCCAUCGACAAUGCUGACCUUUCUCAGAUUGCCAAAAUUGAAGCUGAGCGAGAACGCAAGCGUUUGCUGAGGCAAGAGACUGAUGUCGUUGCCAAGCGAACACGACCAAGCAGUACUGGCGCAGCUGGAAGUUGGGCUGAUGGUGCAGCGUCGUCGCUCGGCGAGAAGUCUGCCAAGUUCAUGAAGCUGAUGGGCGGUGGCAAGGCUGCUGGUGAGGUUACCACUGAGUCUUUGGGGGCUGCUACCGACAACAAGCCAGACAAGGCUGUGAAGAAGGCACGCAAAGCAGAAGCUGAGUUGGAGAAGCAGUUCAAGAGCGGUAUGCAGGCGAAACAGAGUGGAUCGCGCAGGACUGGUCUUGGUGCGUAACCUCAAGAUUAUCUAGCAUUCACUUAUAACUUAGCAGCAAGUCAUUGCAUC